This is a messenger RNA of Dictyostelium purpureum, 237 nucleotides long. RefSeq lists its product as uncharacterized. NCBI's taxonomy places the organism in Eukaryota, Evosea, Eumycetozoa, Dictyosteliales, Dictyosteliaceae. The transcript is spliced from 2 exons. Bases 1 to 237 code for a protein of 78 amino acids. The record is from RefSeq and is a predicted model, not a curated record.
AUGUUAAAAGUUUCUAUGUUAUACUCUUAUAAGACUGACAAGGGAUGGUAUAGAAGAGCUCUCGUCAACUCCCAUAACAAAUUUUCACCAUUCAAAAUUUAUUCUGCCGAACCAGGUGAACUAAUUGAAGUAAAUAUCACAUUAAACAUCAAAAUAGCCAGAGAUUUUUAUUCUGCCAAAGAAAAAGAAAUUCAAACAGAAUUUACAAAUAAAGAUAUUAUAAAUAAUAGAACUUAG